AGACAAAGUCGCAAUCUUUGUAGUCCACAAUGGACUUUCUAAAAUGGAAGUCCAAAGAGGAGAAGUUAGCGAGAUGUAGCUUUGUGAUGCAUGGUGGUGCGAAGCAUGUGAAGGGUGCCACCAAAAUCACUUAUGUAUGUCACAGGUCUGGGAUAUUCAUAUCUCGGUCAAAGGGCAAGAGGCUACUGAAGUCUCAAGGCAGUAACAAAAUGGGUGGCCACUGCACGUCUGCCAUUGAGGUCAGCCAAGAAAAAAAUGGAACGUGUACUUGUGUUUAUUUUAAAACACAUUUCGGCCAUGAACUGAACAUUGGUUUUCUGCACCUUAGUAAAUCUGAAAGGGAGAUUAUUGCGGUUCAGAGUGGAAAGUCUGCAAAGUAUGUAGACCUACAGCACUACAAUUUUACAAGUAUUCAGUCUAAACAUAAACCAAAUUCCUUGGCAUCCGUAUGACCCAACUAAACUGGUUAUGGGUUAGAUAGGCUACGCCUGAUGACAUGGCAGACAUUUGUAAAAGAAUGAAAUGAAGGAAAUUAACUGAGGUGAUGGAAAAAAAGAGGCAAGUGAAAGUAAAGAGUAAGUACCAUUGAAGUAAAGAUGCACUUGAAAAUUGCAUAAAGGAAGUAAAUUUUGUGAAUUAAUUGGAAUAUAUUUCAAAAUCAUGCAGUGUACAGAAACAACUUACUUUCAGUUUAUUUAAUUAUUACUAUUUGCCUAAAUAAACACUUGCACAAUAUUGUACAUACAUUUUCAAUAAAAAUGUUUUGGUUGCCAGCAGCUUUUCAAGAAGUAGUGUAUCUUACACAAA
Molecule: messenger RNA, 807 nt
Organism: Schistocerca serialis cubense
Lineage: Eukaryota; Metazoa; Arthropoda; Insecta; Orthoptera; Acrididae
Exons: 3
Coding region: 30-452 (140 amino acids)
Source: RefSeq, a predicted model, not a curated record